This is a messenger RNA of Prunus armeniaca (apricot), 285 nucleotides long. The record is from the annotation of a GenBank genome assembly. NCBI's taxonomy places the organism in Eukaryota, Viridiplantae, Streptophyta, Magnoliopsida, Rosales, Rosaceae.
AUGGUGCUCCGGCGCCUUGAAAAUCAAGGGUCGUAUGAUAUAUUGAUGAAUGGAUUUCCCUUACAAUCUACCACUACUCCUAAGAAAGCAAAUAAAGUGUUUGAACCCUUUGAAUAUAGUCUUGAGAUUAGCAUUUAUAGGAGUCCUAGAGGGACAUUCGAGGCUGACAAGACCUGCGUGGGUAGUCAAAUCGGCAUUUGGGAUCGUGAAGCAUGGUGGUCUAGGGUUGAGAAGCAUGGUGGUGUGACCCCCAUAAAUCUCGGCAAAUCUCGGCCACCGCCCUGA